This is a messenger RNA of Fonsecaea erecta, 366 nucleotides long. RefSeq lists its product as hypothetical. The record is from RefSeq and is a predicted model, not a curated record. Lineage: Eukaryota; Fungi; Ascomycota; Eurotiomycetes; Chaetothyriales; Herpotrichiellaceae. The transcript has a single exon. The coding region runs from base 1 to 366 and encodes 121 amino acids.
AUGGUGAUUUGUGAUGUCGGGGACGAGGCGGAGGAAGAGAAGACUGUAGAGACAGAGUUGGAUGUGGAUGGAGGCGAAGAUGGCGGGGAGGACGAGGAGGAUUCGGAAGCGACGAGGCUGGUGGUUGUCGUUGGUGGGAUGGUCGUGUGGGAGGACGUUGGAGGACCCGAAGAGGUGGUUGAAGACGGCGGCGGUGGUGGGAUUGACGAAGAGAUGGGGGAAGACAGCGGAGCAGAGGAAGUUUGGCUAGAGGAGGACGAGUCGGCUGGGCGGACCGUGCUCGUCGUGCUAACAGGGCUUGCGUUUGUGGAUGCUGAACUGGAGCUGGACACCGCUGCGGCAGUCGUUGUAGCAGACAGAGGAUGA